Molecule: messenger RNA, 2432 nt
Organism: Tribolium castaneum (red flour beetle)
Lineage: Eukaryota; Metazoa; Arthropoda; Insecta; Coleoptera; Tenebrionidae
Product: loricrin
Exons: 2
Coding region: 115-2253 (712 amino acids)
Source: RefSeq, a predicted model, not a curated record
GGCAAAUGGAUGCAUAGCCAAAGGCCCUCUCUACCGUAAGAAGUAUAAAAAGCGAGCGUCCAUGGCGUGUCCAUCACUUCUUUCUUGCUUCUUGAUCACACACAUACGCAUAUCAUGAAGCACAUUAUCGUAGCAUCACUGAUAUUAGCAGUCGCUUGCACAGUCCAAGGAGGCGAGGCUGAUAAACGAAAAAAUGGAAAACGAGGUAUCAUCAGUUCAUUUGGUAGUGGAGGAUCUGAAAAAACUGUAGGUGCCAGUAUUUCCGUUGGAGGUCAACAGUCUGGAGGAAGCUACGGAGAUAUUUCACAAUCUGGAGGACAACAAUUUGGAGGAAAUAGUCUUUCUCUCGGAGGAGGUCAACAGUUGAGUGGAGGCAGUGCUCUUUCCUUCAGUGGAGGUCAUCAAUUGGGGGGAGGCAGUCUUACAUUUGGAAGUGGCCAACAAUCUGGCGGAUAUUCAUCGCUUGGUGGACAGUCCGGUUACAGUCUCGGAGGAGGUCAAUCAAGUGGGAUUUCCUUGGGGGGACAGCAAUUCGGAGGCCAUAGCCUAGGUGGAGGUCAAUCCAGCUCGUCUCAAGGAGGAGGUCUACAAUUAAGUUACGGUCUUGGAGGUCAGUCAAGUGGAAUUUCUUUCGGAGGACAGCAAUCAGGAGGUUAUAACCUAGGAGGAAGUCAAUCUGGUGGAAGUUACGGAAGUAGUUUGUCUCUUGGAGGAGGACUUUCUUUGGGAGGACAACAAUCCGGGGACUACAGCCUAGGUGGAAGUCAAUCUGGUGGAAGUUACGAAAGUGGUUUGUCUCUUGGAGGAGGUCAAUCCAGUGGACUUUCUUUGGGAGGACAACAGUCCGGAGGCUACAGCCUAGGUGGUGGUCAAUCCGGUGGAAGUUAUGGAAGUAGCUUAUCUCUAGGAGGUCAAUCAAGUGGAAUAUCUUUGGGAGGACAACAGUCUGGAGGCUACAGCCUGGGAGGAGGUCAAUCCGGUGGAAGUUAUGGCAGUAGUUUGUCUUUGGGAGGUCAACAGUCUGGUUACGGUCUUGGAGGAGGCCAGUCCAGUGGCAUUUCUUUUGGAGGACAACAAUCUGGAGGCUACAGCCUAGGUGGAAGUCAGUCUGGUGGAAGUUAUGGAAGUAGCUUAUCGCUUGGAGGAGGUCAAUCAAGUGGACUUUCUUUGGGAGGACAACAGUCCGGAGGCUACAGCCUAGGUGGAGGUCAAUCCGGUGGAAGUUAUGGAAGCAGCUUGUCUCUAGGAGGCCAAUCAAGCGGAAUUUCUUUAGGAGGUCAACAAUCCGGAGGUUAUAGCCUGGGUGGAGGUCAAACUGGUGGAAGUUAUGGAAGUAGCUCGUCUCAAGGAGGAGGUCUGCAAUUAAGUUAUGGUCUUGGAGGAGGUCAAUCAAGUGGACUUUCAUUGGGAGGACAACAAUCCGGAGGCUACAGCCUAGGAGGCGGACAAUCCGGCGGAAGUUACAGAAGCGGCUUGUCUCUUGGAGGAGGUCAACAAUCCGGUUUUAAUUUUGGAGGUCAAUCAUCGUCGGGAGGAAUAGGAAUUGGAGGAGGAUCAAGUGGAAUUGGACGAGGCGCCACUGUCAGCACUGUUAGCCAAAGAGUACCAGUUCCUGUCCCACAACCAUACCCAGUUACAGUAACACGCCCAGUACCAGUUCCAGUACCACACCCUGUCGAAGUACCAGUACCCCGCCCAGUCAAAGUUCCCGUCCCAGUACCAAAACCUGUCGUUGUGCCAAGACCAGUACCAGUCACAGUAACCCGUCGUGUACCAGUACCAGUACAAGUACCAGUUAAAGUACCAGUACCACAACCCGUUGGUGUACCAGUUCCUCAACCUUACCCAGUUACCGUACCCCAACCUGUACCUGUUCGAGUACCCCAAACUAUCGUAGUACCAGUACCACAACCCAUUUCAGUGGGAGGAGGUAGCGGUGGUUCCAGUUUUGGAUCGGGAUCUUCGGGUUUUGGAAGCGGAAAUUCCGGUUACGGCUCAAUUAGUCUUGGAGGUGGAUCAAGCUUUGGACAAAGUUCCGGAGGUUAUGGAAGUGGUUCUGGACAAGGGUCUCUAACCCUACAUCCCAUUUCAAGUGGACAAUCUGGAUUAUCAACCGGAAGUAUUGGAGGAAAUCAGGGAUUUUCGGGUGGUUACGGGGAACAAACUAUUGACUUAUCCGGAUAUGGAGGUUCGUCAUCACUAAGUUCUGGAGGCAAUCAAGGAAUUUCCUCUGGAGGAGGAUACAAGUACUAGAAUGACAUCAUUUCCUUCAUUUUUUCAUUAUCAUCCCACGUACACAUGAGCUGUGAUAACUCAUUUAAUUUUUGUUGAAACUGCAUUUUUUACUUCUUAAUGCAAUAAAGAUUUUUUAUAAAAAAGCGUUUAAUUUGUCGUAUAACAUUAACAAAGGAAAUAAAAGAGAACACCGAUAA